Cutaneotrichosporon cavernicola is the source of this 756-nucleotide messenger RNA. RefSeq lists its product as uncharacterized. Bases 1 to 756 code for a protein of 251 amino acids. The transcript has 2 exons. The record is from RefSeq and is a predicted model, not a curated record. Gene Ontology annotation, molecular function: hydrolase activity. Lineage: Eukaryota; Fungi; Basidiomycota; Tremellomycetes; Trichosporonales; Trichosporonaceae.
AUGUCUUUCCACUCUUGCUGUCUCCAAGGUGUCAAGUGGGACGCCACUCCCCAAGGACGCGAGGAGAAUCAAGGCAACCAGAAGUACUAUGUCAUCGGCAGCAACCCUCAUGUCGCCAUUAUGGUCAUCCAUGAUCUCUACGGCUGGACUUUCAACAACAUUCGUCUUCUGGCCGACCAGUACGCGGACGAGGUUGGAGCCACAGUCUAUGUGCCAGACUUCUUCGGCGGAACCGUGCUGCCCGCGGAUCUUAUUGACAACCCUGCCGAUUGGGUCAAGCUUGACCUGCCCAACUUUAUGGCUCGCAACGCCAAGGACGUCCGCAAGCCCGAGAUGAUCGCGUUCAGUCAAUUCCUGAGGAGUCAGCACCGCCGUGUGGGUGCUAUCGGCUUCUGUUACGGCGGCUGGGCGGUCUUCCAGCUUGGCGCCAAGACAACAGAUGGCAGCCCCCCGCUCGUCGACUGCAUUUCCACGGCGCAUCCUACGUUUUUGACCAACGAGGAAAUCAGCAAUGUCGGCGUGCCGGUGCAGAUCUGCGCGCCGGAGGUUGAUCCCCAGUUCACGGCCGAGCUCAAGGCGUACACGCUUGCCGAGAUACCAAAGCUUGGUGUGCCGUUCGAAUAUCAAUACUUUCCGGGCCUGGUGCAUGGGUUUGCAGUGAAGGGAAACAGGGAGGAUGCGGCCGAGAUGAAGGGCUUGCAGAGGGCCAUGAGGGCGGCGGUGGGGUGGUUCAGAGAAUGGCUGGUUGCGGCUUAG